AUGGAUAAUCCUGAGAUUUGUCACCAACAUGGCCCUAUUGACAAGGUCGCGUCUCCCGAUGGUUUCAACGAUGGCGCACUUCAAUACCUGCAAGUACAAAAGCGCAAGCGAGCCGUUGAAUAUGAUGGUACAUACUAUCAAUCACCGCUCGAUCAGUCCGACAUCAAUGAAGAAGGACAUUUUGCAAAGAAGCGCCAGGCACUUCAGUGGAUCCAUUCAGUGUACGAGCGCGUUGUGCAAGACAUCGAUCGGCUUUUCACAACUUUAUCAAAGGCGAAUAGGCUGGAGUCUGGUGAGAAUACAGAUGAAGAUGAAGAGGAUAUCGUCGUUGCUGGGUCUGAUAAGCUCGUGAAAGAUACUGAAUAUGCCGAUGAUGGCAUUGCAAAAGUGGAGGAAUUCAAAGAGAAGGAUGCCAAAAAUGCAGGCCAGGCUAUUGUGAAAGUGGACAAAAGCGGAAAGAAGGACGUCAACUUUCUCGAGUCUAACAUCAAGAAGGAGCAACAGAAACGUCGUGGCGCCAGAGGAAAUGGGAAAAGGGCCGUUGUAGCUGACAAGAAGUGA
Molecule: messenger RNA, 561 nt
Organism: Penicillium griseofulvum
Lineage: Eukaryota; Fungi; Ascomycota; Eurotiomycetes; Eurotiales; Aspergillaceae
Exons: 2
Coding region: 1-561 (186 amino acids)
Source: RefSeq, a predicted model, not a curated record